Molecule: messenger RNA, 1246 nt
Organism: Cajanus cajan (pigeon pea)
Lineage: Eukaryota; Viridiplantae; Streptophyta; Magnoliopsida; Fabales; Fabaceae
Gene: NMNAT
Product: nicotinate/nicotinamide mononucleotide adenyltransferase
Biological process (GO): NAD+ biosynthetic process
Molecular function (GO): nicotinamide-nucleotide adenylyltransferase activity; nicotinate-nucleotide adenylyltransferase activity
Source: RefSeq, a predicted model, not a curated record
AUAUAAAUUACUUUGAGAACUAAAAAUUUGAGCCUGUUCUAAAAAACAAUAUAUUGGGCCUAAACUAUGGUUACUCUUCUUUCCACAAUUGGGCCAAAAAUUGGUUAUAUGGACAAAAGAGGAGGCCCAAAUAUAUGGGAUGAGCCGUGUUGAAUGAACUUUCACUCUGAAGCGGUGUGGGCAAGGAAUGGAAUAUUGGAAUUUGGAAUUCAAAGUCUUGGAUGAGAACGCUGUUCUUCAAUUUUGAUAUUCUUUUGAUGGUGAAAUUAUUGAGCACGCCCUCGCCUCUGCUUCGUUCAUCAAACCUGGCGCAGCAUCACUCAACACAGUCAGGUCAUGGAAGUUCCACUGCCACUGGAUAAAUUAGCUUUAGACGUGAUUCGUAAUGAAGCUUCCCAUGGAAACACAAACAAUAGCAAGAUAUAUGUAGUUCUAGUAGCAACUGGAAGCUUUAAUCCACCUACUUUCAUGCAUUUACGCAUGUUUGAGCUUGCAAGAGAUGCAUUGAAUUCAGAUGGCUACUGUGUUAUUGGAGGUUACAUGUCUCCUGUGAAUGAUGCAUACAAGAAAAAGAGCCUCAUAUCUGCUGAACAUCGAAUACGAUUGUGUCAUUUAGCCUGCAAAAGUUCAGAUUUUGUAAUGGUUGAUCCAUGGGAGGCAAGUCAGAGCACAUACCAACGGACCUUAACUGUUCUCUCCAGAGUCCACAAUUCCGUUUGUGAGACAGGGUUGGUAUCUAGAGAAUCUCUCAAGGUCAUGCUUCUCUGUGGUUCUGAUCUUCUUCAUUCUUUUGGCAUUCCUGGAUUCUGGAUUCCUGACCAGGUUAAUAGUAUAUGCAGAGAUUAUGGAGUAGUCUGCAUUCGCAGAGAAGGACAAGAUGUUGAGAAGACUAUAUCUAAAGAUGAAAUUCUGAAGCAGAAUCAGGAUAAUAUCAAAGUUGUGGAUGAAGUUGUACCAAAUCAAAUCAGCUCAACCAGAGUAAGGGGUUGCAUUGCAAGAGGAUUAUCAAUAAAAUACCUUACAGCGGACGAAGUGAUUCAUUAUAUCAGAGAGCAACAGUUAUACUUGAACUUCGAGGAUAAAUAAUUACUAUUGUUUUUCAUUACAUUCUUUGUGACGUAGUUUUUGGGUCGAUGUAAGGGCCAUUGCUCUAUCUGAGCCAAUUUUCAAUAAACAGUUGGUUUUUGUGUUGUUAAUUUGCAGAUAAAUAAACAUAACAUAUAUAAUUUAUAUACAAUUGCAAAUA